AUGGGUAAAGAAUUAAAAAAAGUUAGUGCUUCUCAGUUGAAUUGGAAGAAAGUGGAUAUUCCAGAUACUUUAGAUGAUUUUGAGGGUUUUUUCGGUUUGGAAGAAAUCGAUGGUGUUGAUGUUAAAAUUGUGAAUGGCCAAGCACAAUUCUUUGCUAGAGAAGAGCAAACUAGUCAGAAGACAAAAAAUUCAGAUAGUGUGGAAGAUGAAGAGCAAGAAGGUGAUGAGGAGGUUGAAUUGAUUGAAUUCAAAAAUAUGGAUGAUUUAGAAGAAGGUGAGUUAAGCUCUCCUGCUUCAUCUGACGUGGAAGAUGAAGACGAGGAGCCAGAGGAGGAGACAGAAAAACCUUCUACUGACGAUGACGAAAAAGCUGGUGCGAAUAAAGAUGUACUGGAAACUAAUUUCUUUAAUUCGAACUUAGAUCUUGAGGAUGUGGCGUCUGUUGAUUUACCUGACUGGACUAAACUAGCAACGUUCUCCACUACUAUUAUGCAAGGGUUACAAAGUUUGGGAUUUACCAAACCCACAGAAAUCCAAGCUAAGGCAAUUCCAUUUGCUUUGAAAAAUGAAGAUAUAAUGGGGAAAGCAUCCACAGGUUCAGGUAAGACUUUGGCUUACGGUAUUCCAAUACUUGAAAAUUUAAUAAAAACUUUCGGAAACGAUUCAAACAAGCCAAUUGCAUUAAUUUUCACACCAACAAGAGAAUUGGCUCAACAAGUCACGAAACAUUUACAAAAUAUUAGUAAAUUAUUUCUAAAAAAUUCUCAAUAUUCCAUUCUCUCUUUAACUGGUGGUCUUUCCAUUCAAAAGCAGGAAAGACUUUUGAAAUACGAUAAUAGUGGGAAAAUAGUAAUUGCAACACCAGGAAGAUUUUUAGAGUUACUAGAGAAAAACAACGAAUUAGUCGAAAGAUUUGCCCAAAUUGAUACCUUGGUCCUAGAUGAGGCUGAUAGAUUAUUACAAGAUGGUCAUUUCGAUGAGUUUGAAAAAAUUCUGAAAUAUUUAGGUCAAAAACGUAAGGAAAUGAAGUUGAAAAAUACUUAUUGGCAAACUAUGAUUUACUCUGCUACUUUUUCUAUUGAUUUGUUUGACAAAUUAGCAAAUUCUUCUUGGAAGUCAAACAAAAAAGUUAAGCAAUACGAUAGUGAAAUGGAAACCGUUCUCCACCACUUAAUGAAUAAGAUACAUUUCAAAUCCAAACCUAUUCUUAUAGAUAUGAAUCCAAAUCAAAAAAUAAGUUCCCAGAUCAAAGAAUCGUUGAUUGAAUGUGCUCCUACUGAACGUGAUCUUUACUGUUAUUAUUUUAUUACAAUGUUCCCAGGCACUACUUUGAUCUUCUGUAAUGCAAUUGAAUCAGUGAAAAAAUUAAGUGUCAUGUUAAAUAUCUUAGGUGUUUCAUGUCUCCAAAUUCAUUCUUCUAUGACCCAAAAAAAUCGUUUGAGAAAUCUUGAAAAAUAUGAAGAACAAUCGGUCAAAAAUAAUGCAUUAGGUAAAGCCACCGUUUUAAUCGCCAGUGAUGUUGCCGCCAGAGGUUUGGAUAUUCCAAAUAUCAAGCACGUUAUACAUUAUCAUUUACCACGUUCUGCUGAUGUUUAUAUCCAUAGAUCAGGUAGAACAGCACGUGCUAAUAAUGAAGGUGUUUCAGUUAUGGUUUGCUCUCCACAGGAGUCGAUGGGUCCACUAAGGAAAUUAAGAAAAAUUUUAGCUAAUAAAGCUGAAGCUAAUCCAUCAAAGAAUAAAAAGUGGCAAAAGACAGUGCCAUUACUGCCAAUUGAGACAGAUAUUGUGUCACAAUUGAGAGAAAGAACACGGUUAGCAAGUGAACUAGCAGACCACGAAAUGGCUUCCUCUUCUUUAAGAAAAGAUGAUAAUUGGAUGAAACAAGCCGCUGAUGAUCUUGGAAUUGAUAUUGACUCUGAUGAUGAGGAUAAAGACAGUAUUUUGCACAGAAGCAAAACUAAGAAAAUAAAUAAAACGAUGGGGAAGGACGAUGUGAAAUAUACUAGGGCCAAACUAAAUGAAUUGUUGCGCCAAAAUCUUCGUACAGAUAUGAGAAAAAAAUAUCUGACUGGUGGUCUUUAUAACUUGGCAGAUGAUCUUGUGAAAAAAAGAGGACACAACACAAUUAUAGGGCAUGAUAAAGUGGAUGCACUGGAAACCAUAAGGAAUAAGAAAAAUAAGAAGCAAAAAAAAUAG
Messenger RNA from Naumovozyma castellii, 2196 nucleotides. RefSeq names its product ATP-dependent RNA helicase (gene MAK5). The record is from RefSeq and is a predicted model, not a curated record. The transcript has a single exon. NCBI's taxonomy places the organism in Eukaryota, Fungi, Ascomycota, Saccharomycetes, Saccharomycetales, Saccharomycetaceae. Bases 1 to 2196 code for a protein of 731 amino acids.